Molecule: messenger RNA, 585 nt
Organism: Benincasa hispida (wax gourd)
Lineage: Eukaryota; Viridiplantae; Streptophyta; Magnoliopsida; Cucurbitales; Cucurbitaceae
Source: RefSeq, a predicted model, not a curated record
AUGCCGAGGCAACGUGGCAGACUGAGUAAGCAGACAGGUGGCAGGAAUACUAACCCUACCAAUAGGGGCCCGGAGGUUGGAAAGAACCCACCGGGUGGCAAAAAGAAGGUGAAUGAUCCAGUAGGUCAAGAAAUGAUGUCUGAGGGAGAGUCUAGUGCCCCCAGGAUAGUGCAAAGAUUAGCAGCCAGUGUGGGCUCUGUACGAGCUAACCCAGAGAAGAAAUAUGGUAUUGAGAGGUUUAAAGCCCUAGAGGCUGUGACAUUUAAAGGUACAACAAAUUCGGCUGAAGCUGAGUUAUGGCUCGAUGUAGUUGAAAAAUGUUUCAAUGUUAUGAGUUGUCCAGAGGACAGGAAAGUAGGAUUAGCCACCUUUCUACUACAGAAAGAAGCAGAGAAAUGGUGGAAAGUGAUAUCCACCAGACGAGCCAGUACAGAUGCGAUGUUAUGGCCUGAGUUCAGAAAGGCCUUUGAAGAUAAGUAUUACCCCAGCUCGUUCCGAGAUGCAAAAAGGGAUGAGUUCCUCAGAUUAACACAAGGAACGAUGUCGGUGGCAGAAUAUGAGCAGAAGUUUACAGAGUUAUCAUAG